This is a messenger RNA of Pantherophis guttatus, 2039 nucleotides long. The record is from RefSeq and is a predicted model, not a curated record. Lineage: Eukaryota; Metazoa; Chordata; Lepidosauria; Squamata; Colubridae.
AUGACUGGGCUGCCCCUCCCGCUGCUGCUGUUUUGGCUCCUGCCCCCCAUUACUGCUAAGAGGAUGCAAACAGUAAGAGGAUGCAAACUGCUGUCCACCCCUUUCCAGAUUCAGAAAAGUUAUUACAGGCCUGGUCAUCUCAAUAUUGGUGGGAAUUUGCCCCUGGCAACGGUGAUUAUACCCAACACCCCACGCUUUCAAAAAUCCCCAACUUUCUUUGAUUUUACAAUGGUAUUUGUACCCAAGAACUAUCAGCAGUUCCUGGCCUUAGUCUUUGCAGUCACAGAGAUCAACAAGGAUUUGGUUCUGUUGCCCAACAUCACACUUGGCUUCAACAUCUAUAGCAAUGUCCAGAUUGAGCUAUCCAUUUUCUCAAACAGCUUCUCCCUGCUCUCCACUCGAAGCAAAAUGAUUCCAGGUUACAAAUGUGACAAGCAGGACCCUCUGGUCUCCGUCAUUGGAGGUCUCAACUCCAAAUCCUCAAGACAGAUGGCCUCCAUCUUCAGCAUCUUCAAGGUCCUACAGCUUCUUGGCUACUUAAAGAAUGUCCACUUCAACAAUAGUGCUGGAGAAGAAGUCUCCUUCUCAGAAAAUGGACUGGGAUCAGCUCAAUAUGAUCUUCUCAAUUGGGUUCUAUGCCCCAAUCGGUCUUUUGUCCCUGUGAAAGUUGGUCGAAUAGAUCCCAGGGCUCCCUCAGGCCAGGAUUUCACCAUUAACUCCAACGCAAUCAUCUGGGCCUCAAAGAAGGUGCCCUUUGCCAGGUGUGGCAUGAAGAGGUGCCAAGCAGGAGAGAGGAGACAUGUCCCAGAGGGCAAGCAAGUUUGCUGCUACCAAUGUGAUCCUUGCCCAGAAGGGACCAUUUCUAACCAGACAGAUGCAAGCCACUGUGACCACUGCCCAGAAGACCAAUAUCCUAAUAAGGACAAGGACCACUGCAUUGCCAAGAAGAUCCACUUCCUUUCCUAUGAAGACACCCUGGGAUACACCUUAGCUUUUCUUGCUCUUUUUCUUUCUGUGAUUACAUCUGUGGUCCUGAUAAUUUUUUUAAAGUAUUGUGACACACCAAUUGUCAAGGCCAACAACCGAGAUCUCACCUACAUCCUCCUGGUCUCCCUCCUGCUCUGUUUCCUCUGUUCCUUCCUCUUCAUUGGUCAACCUGGGAAGCUCACCUGUCUCUUCCGACAAACUGCCUUUGCCAUUCUCUUUUCUCUUGCAGUUUCCUCUGUCUUGGCAAAAACUGUCAUGGUGGUUCUGGCCUUCAUGGCUACCAAACCAGGAAACAAGGCAAGGAAAUUCUUAGGAAAACCACUGACCAAUUGCAUUGUUGUAUCCUGUCCUCUUGUCCAAGCGGUUCUUUGUGCCAUCUGGCUGGGAACCUCUCCCCCAUUUCCCAACAUGGAUUUCCAUUCUUUGGUAAAAGAGACUAUUUUGGCAUGCAAGGAAGGCUCAGCUUCGAUGUUUUAUACUGUCCUUGCCUACUUGGGUUUCCUGGCCUUAGUCAGUUUUACAGUGGCUUUUUUGGCUAGGAAAUUGCCCGACAGCUUUAAUGAAGCCAAGUUCAUUACUUUUAGCAUGCUGGUCUUUUGCAGUGUUUGGAUCACCUUCCUCCCCACCUACCUGAGCACCAAAGGGAAGUCCAUGGUGGCCGUGGAGAUCUUCUCCAUCUUGGCCUCUGGGUCUGGUCUCUUGGUUUGUAUCUUUUUCCCCAAAUGCUAUAUUAUCCUAUUGAGGCCCAAUCUGAAUUGUAGAGAGAAUAUAAUGAGGCACAAGAACCUCUGACUAUGCAAAGAUUGGGAACUUUUGCUAUGAGUUUAGGACAUUUUUGUAUUUGAUGUGAUUUCUUAAAAGUAGAGAAAUGAGCAAGGGCUUUUUAUUUUUAAUAUUUGGAAAUCAAAUGAUGUGACUAAUCACAAAAUAUCUAUUAAUCAGCAAUAAUCACCCACUCUUCCAUUUUUCAUUAAUGACUGUUGUUCCUAGUGAGCCCCCAUAAUCAGCCUAAAAAUAAACUUUGAUAUCAAAGAUGUGGAUAAUAAUUUCCA